Molecule: messenger RNA, 600 nt
Organism: Lates calcarifer (barramundi perch)
Lineage: Eukaryota; Metazoa; Chordata; Actinopteri; Centropomidae
Product: heat shock protein beta-7-like
Exons: 3
Coding region: 1-600 (199 amino acids)
Source: RefSeq, a predicted model, not a curated record
AUGGCAUCUCUGACAUCCUCCAGCCGCAGAUCCUCCUCAUCCUAUCGCUCAUCAUCACGUUACAGCACCUCCAGCUCCUACCGGUCAGAGGGCUCACUGGGUGGAUCGUCCGAUUGUCUGGACCAUCUGUUUGAGCCGUUUCUUGACUCUGCUGAUCAUUCCAGUCUGUUUGGAGAAGAGGGCCCUGGGGGACCCACCUGUUUGGUCCCUUUCAGCAGACAGACCAGAUCCACCUAUGGACACACUGCUCCUGUGGGUGGCGCUGUGACAGGCCGUCAGAGCAGCGCAGGCGGCAGGGUACAUUGUCUAGGAGACAGCUACUAUAUGUCUGCGGACGUCAGCCAGUUUGAGCCACAUGACAUAGUAGUGAUGGCCUACAAACAUCAUGUCGUCAUUCACGCCCAAAAGGUAUUGGAUGAUGGAAGCGUCAGUGACACAUUCACCCAUAAAUCCCUGUUCCCGGAGGAUAUGGACCCCCUGUCGGUCAGUGGGACCCUUAACCCUGAUGGUUCCCUGGUGGUGAGCGUCCGCCGGACCACAGCACUCAGUGGGCUGGAGCACCUGGGUGUUCCAACCUACCGCAGUGAAGCUCAUCUCUGA